CUCAUAUGUUUAGAUGGGUUUCCAUUAACACCAAUACUAAUUUUGCAAAAGUACUUCGUUUAUGAUAACUCAGAUUUUAUCUAUCAGUAAAGUAGUGAAUUGUUGUAGACUUUACUCUGCAACGAGUAGCAUUUAUAAUAACAAAAAGUUUUGUAAGUUGAUGGCUCACAAGUUAUCUACCAUUCUGAAGAAUGUCUCAGGUUGGUAAAGCUAAGAUGCCAUUGAGAAAAGCUCGCUCAACAUAUUCUCUUCCUGAGAGGAUGUAUCAUGCACCCAGUAAUAAUUAUAUUAAUGGCAUUAAAUGCAAUAGUAUAUGCUCCAAUCAUUCCUUAUUAGUUCAAGAGCAUAUGGAUUCAGAAAAGAAGGCACAACAAGCCAAUAAAGAAUCUGUGCUAUACACACGAUAUCUUAUUAAUAAAAUUUCUGAAAGCCUCAGAGAUUGUUUGACUUUUUCAAAACAUUUCCUAUGUCUACAGCUCCUUAAAAUACCUCUCAUGGGUGAUGGAAUAAAAAUUUUAGGGGAGCCCCAAACCCCUCAUAUCGUUAGUAUGUAUCGCUCGAGAGUGGAGUCCAGUGCCCUCGGAGGAGCAGCUCUGGUCUACGCAUCAGGGUCCAAUCUAGUCACCAACUGGCACUACUGCAGCAUCCGAACUUUUACACUGGACUGA
Nezara viridula (southern green stink bug) is the source of this 668-nucleotide messenger RNA. NCBI's taxonomy places the organism in Eukaryota, Metazoa, Arthropoda, Insecta, Hemiptera, Pentatomidae. The record is from the annotation of a GenBank genome assembly.